AAAAAGAAGGCGGACCGUCCAAAAAAGCAGUAAUUUCCUGGACCCCAUUCCCUUCAUUUAUCCCUCUUUCACAUUUUACUUUCCUUGCUGAUUAAAAACUCUGUUAAGGGCAAAAACUGGAGGAACUUCCCAAUCUAAAUUCAUCCUCCUUUUUUGCUCUUCCCAGAUUAUUCAUCCAUAUUUAAUCCCUAAUUGCCCUUUCCCGUCACGCCGAUUAACAUCCAAAUUCCAUCAAUACUCUAAUCUAAAACUCCGUUUUGUGUGUUGGUAAGGGGAAAAAACCAUGGCCGAAGAGCACGGAUUCGAAUCGCCCGAAGGCCACCGCUUGUGCGCCAAUAACUGCGGAUUCUUCGGCAGUCCAGCCACGCACAAUUUCUGCUCCAAGUGCUAUCACGAUCUCUGCCUCGAAAAUUCCGUCGAUUCCACCUCCGUCUUCCCCGCCCCGUUGACCGGCGGCGGAUCCUCCUCUCCGGCGCAUCACGCGGCGGCGCCUGUCGUGAUCUCCCUCCGGAUCCACGCUGCGCCGGUGGCGACGGCGACGGCGAACAGGUGCUCGGCCUGCAGGAAGAAGGUCGGGUUGACCGGAUUCCGAUGCCGGUGCGGAGUGACGUUCUGCGGGACCCACAGGUACCCCGAGAAGCACGCGUGCACCUUCGAUUUCAAGUCCGUAGGGCGGGAGGCCAUCGCGAAGGCCAAUCCGCUGGUCAAAGCAGAGAAAUUGGAGAGGAUAUGAUGAAGCUUAGAUUUAAAUUUUCAUUCAUUUCGCUGUGGAUGAAUGAAUGGAUGGUGAAUUCAAUUAAGCAGAUCGAUCGAUACUUCCGUUUUAGAUUUGGCCGCCGUUGUAGUGAAUUCGAUGUGUAUAAUUUUGGCAUUUUCUUAAAUUUACUAUAAUUUCCUUUUUCA
Salvia splendens (bonfire salvia) is the source of this 903-nucleotide messenger RNA. Its product is annotated as zinc finger A20 and AN1 domain-containing stress-associated protein 4. The record is from RefSeq and is a predicted model, not a curated record. Gene Ontology annotation, molecular function: zinc ion binding; DNA binding. NCBI's taxonomy places the organism in Eukaryota, Viridiplantae, Streptophyta, Magnoliopsida, Lamiales, Lamiaceae. The coding region runs from base 284 to 733 and encodes 149 amino acids. The transcript has a single exon.